Messenger RNA from Topomyia yanbarensis, 926 nucleotides. RefSeq names its product MICOS complex subunit MIC27 (gene Mic26-27). Gene Ontology annotation, cellular component: MICOS complex. The record is from RefSeq and is a predicted model, not a curated record. The transcript has 3 exons. Bases 161 to 862 code for a protein of 233 amino acids. Gene Ontology annotation, biological process: cristae formation. NCBI's taxonomy places the organism in Eukaryota, Metazoa, Arthropoda, Insecta, Diptera, Culicidae.
GUUUCUGCUUGAGAUGGCGCAACGAUAGCGAAAUCUGUCAGUUGCGAAUCAAUGUCAAGAUCAUAUGUUUGCUGGGUUUGCUGUCAUAACAAAAAAAUUCCCAUUUUCGCAAAGCGGUUGUGCAGUCGUGUUUCGAAUUACAUAAUUUUAAGAAUAGGCAAUGAUUCGGAAUGUUUUGAACAGAACAGCUCCGGUCUUGCUGGGAGCUGCUACCGUGGUUAAAGCUGACGGUAGCAACUUAACAGGAGAGGCUGAUGCAAAAUCAAAGCAAAUCAUUUGUAAACCAUCUGAACUACCACUGUACCGACCGAUCAAUCAACAAAUUACCUGCGAAUGCGAAGGCCACAAGAAAGAAACGUUGUCCAAGCCAGAGCAGCUGAUUGAGGAUGGAAUCCGAAUGGUGCGUGAGCAGAUUUUUGAAGCGUCGCAUCUUUUUACCGACCAGAAAAAUCAAGCUGUUCAAUGGUACGAAGAUGGGAAGAAACAAACGAAAUUCAUUCGCGAUUACCUAAAUGAGGAGGAUAAUACACUGCCUCGUGUCGGUGCUAUCGUAAUCGGUGGUAUAUCCGGUCUCAUCUUUGGGCUUCGCAGGGGCUUCUUCCGCCGGCUGCUGUACAGUUCGAUUGGUGCAGGUGGUGUUGCUUCGGUCUGCUACCCACAGGAAGCGGAAAUGUACGCUCAGCAUGGGCUAGUGGAGGCGAAGAAAUAUGCCACCAUUGGGUAUAACUUUGUGUACGGCGUGAAACCCGGUGAUAAGCAACUGGAACUACCAACAAUUCCGACAAGUUUAGAUGAAUUGAAGAACAGUAUGACCGGCUUUGCGAGAUCUGCUUACGAUGCGGUAUUUCCAGACAAGAAGUGAUGCUUUUAGGCGGCUAUCGGUUUUUGAUUGAAUAAAUUGCAGUCAUUAGUUGAACAACAUAAAA